AUGGCGACUACGCAACCCACUGCACCACUCAAAUUCGAUGGCGCCGGCCAUCUCACCACUCGUCUCGUCCUUGCGACCUUGACCGGUCGCCCCGUCCGCAUUUCCCAAAUUCGCGCAUCGUCUCACACAAAUCCUGGUCUUGCACCGCACGAGGUCUCCUUUCUCCGACUGCUAGAUGCCGUCACAAAUGGUUCUGCCAUCGAGUUCUCCAUGACCGGUACGACACUAGUAUACAAACCAGGUCUCAUCGUGGGAAGUGCUGCGGGCUACGGCGCAAGUGGCGGCGUGAUCAAGCAUGAGCUCCCUAGAGACUGCGCCAGGGGUGUCAGUUGGUUCCUCAUACCUUUGUGCAUGCUUGCCGCCUUCUCCAAAGCACAGGUCAAUGUCAUUUUCACUGGUCCCGGUGUCAUCACCAGUGCGACCGACAAAGGCGACGUCAGCGUGGAUACUGUCCGGACGGCCAUCCUCCCUCUGUACAAGAACUUUGGUAUUCAGAACAACAUCGAGCUCCGAGUAUUGAAGCGAUCAAAUCCUGGACCCAGUGGAAGAGGUGGUGGUGGUGAGGUGCAGCUUGUCUUUGGUCACCAAGUCAGACUGCCAAAGACGAUACACAUCAUGAACCCCGGCAGAGUCAAGAGGAUACGCGGUGUCGCAUACGCAACUGGAGUAGCUGGCGCAAACAAUGCCAGAAUGAUUGACACGGCUCGUGGCGUGCUCAAUCAAUUCGUCGCAGACACGUACAUUUUCUCGGACGUCUCCUCAGCACCUCUGAUUCCAGCUCCGGAACGGAACAAUGCUGCUGCGAAGAAAAAGAUUGGAGUUGGUUUCGGCCUGAGUUUGGUUGCAGAGUCAAACACUGGUGCAUUGUACUCGGCAGAUGUGGCUAGCUCAGCGGCAGGUGGUGAAGCACCAGAGGACAUCGGCAAAGCUUGCGCAUACCAACUACUCGAGAGUAUCUCGCAAGCAGGAUGCGCAUCGAUCGUGGCAGCUCCGACCAUGUUGACGCUAAUGGCCAUGGGGAGCGAAGAUGUCGGAAGACUGGUCUUAGGCAAAGACAUUCUGGGUACUGACGAGGUUGUGCAGCUGGCACGAGAUCUCCGAGUCUUUGGCAUGAGCGGCUGGGGCCUGAGAGAUGGCAGCAACGCGGGAGAUGUGGUCGUCAGCAUUGUCGGACGCGGUGUGGGUAACGUGGGAAGGAAAAUUGCAUAG
This is a messenger RNA of Aureobasidium subglaciale EXF-2481, 1209 nucleotides long. RefSeq lists its product as uncharacterized. Bases 1 to 1209 code for a protein of 402 amino acids. Gene Ontology annotation, cellular component: nucleolus. Gene Ontology annotation, molecular function: RNA endonuclease activity. The record is from RefSeq and is a predicted model, not a curated record. The transcript has a single exon. Gene Ontology annotation, biological process: endonucleolytic cleavage of tricistronic rRNA transcript (SSU-rRNA, 5.8S rRNA, LSU-rRNA); ribosome biogenesis. NCBI's taxonomy places the organism in Eukaryota, Fungi, Ascomycota, Dothideomycetes, Dothideales, Saccotheciaceae.